CAAACUCAUCUACAUCUUGGAUGGCCGGAGGGAGUUUCCUCAGGUUAUGGUUUCAUUCUCAGCUGUCUAAUGGAUCUAGUGCAGUUUUAUCACCCGGAAUCUUUUUCCUUCCCUUCUGAACAGAACAACUUUCUGGACAUGAUGUCAAUCGACGGCCACUGUCCUGCCUACAUCAAGACCGAACCGUCGAGCCCUUCUUCCCUGUCGGACAGUCUGACCCAGCACAGUCCCGGGGCGUCGUCGGAUGCUGGGAGCAGCUACAGUUCAGUAACUAAAGGGAAGCCAACAGGUCUGGACUCUCCCGCUUCAUACACUGCGGCUGAGGCGGCUCUUAGGCCUCCCGGCGCCCCCUGCAGGCUGCUGGAGGAAACACAGGUGAAGGGUGGAUACGGGCUGAGCUCGGGCCCCAAACGCUUGUGUCUGGUGUGUGGAGACGUUGGGUCUGGUUUUCACUAUGGAGUGGCUUCAUGCGAGGCCUGCAAAGCGUUUUUCAAACGUACCAUUCAAGGUAAUAUCGAGUACAGUUGUUCGGUCAGCAGAGACUGUGAGAUCACUAAAAGGAGGAGAAAGUCCUGUCAGGCCUGCCGCUUCACUAAGUGUCUGUCUGUGGGAAUGCUGCGAGAAGGUGUGCGUUUGGACCGGGUGCGAGGAGGACGGCAGAAAUAUAAGAGGAGAAUCGACUCUGAUUCCAGCAUCUACUGCAGUGUCCAGCAACCUCACAGAAAGCAUUCACCCUGCAGCGCUCAGGGGGAGAAUAAGGUGGUGGCCCUGCUGUUGGGGGCGGAGCCAGAGAAGGUGUGUGCCAUGCCUGACCCCGCCCUCCCCGACAGUGACAUCAAAACCCUGACGACCCUGUGUGACCUCGCCGACAGAGAGCUCGUGCUGAACAUCAGCUGGGUCAAACACAUACCAGGUUUCUCCAGCCUCUGUCUGUCCGAUCAGAUGAGUCUCCUGCAGAGUGCUUGGAUGGAGAUCCUAAUCCUGCAUGUGGCUUUCCGCUCGCUGCUCUGCGAGGACAAGCUGGUGUUUGCAGAGGAUUACAUCAUGGAUGCUGAACAGGCCAAAUCAGCAGGUCUUCUGGAGCUCCACAAAGCCAUAUUACAGCUGGUGCGCAGGUACAGAUCCAUGAAGCUGGAGAGAGAAGAGUUUGUAACUCUGAAAGCCAUCGCUCUCGCCAACUCAGACUCGAUGCAUAUAGAGGAUGUGGAGGCCGUUCAGGGUCUGCAGGACUCUCUCCAUGAAGCCCUUCUGGAUUAUGAGUGUGUCCAUCACAGGGAAGACCCUCGACGGACAGGGAAACUCAUCAUGACCCUUCCGCUCCUCCGCCAGACCUCCGCCAAAGCCGUACAGCACUUCUGCAGCAUCAAGCAGGACGGACGCGUCCCCAUGCACAAACUCUUCCUGGAACUUCUGGAGGCCAAUGUCUGAUCCUUAACCUGAUUGGACCGUCAACCAGAGGUGACACGCCCCUCCUGCACACGAUUGGAUGAAGGGUUAUUCACACAUCCAGGGGAAACAACAGACACUUGCCAGGACAUAUAACAAUAAUACAGGAUAUACUCAAGACAAAUACAGUUUCAUAUAGUUGAGGAUAAGAUAACUGUAAAAAAAAAGAAGAAGUAUCAA
Messenger RNA from Sinocyclocheilus grahami, 1626 nucleotides. RefSeq names its product estrogen-related receptor gamma-like. The transcript has 8 exons. Gene Ontology annotation, cellular component: nucleus. Gene Ontology annotation, molecular function: sequence-specific DNA binding; nuclear steroid receptor activity; zinc ion binding. Lineage: Eukaryota; Metazoa; Chordata; Actinopteri; Cypriniformes; Cyprinidae. Gene Ontology annotation, biological process: regulation of DNA-templated transcription. Bases 70 to 1428 code for a protein of 452 amino acids. The record is from RefSeq and is a predicted model, not a curated record.